Molecule: messenger RNA, 1437 nt
Organism: Vicia faba (fava bean)
Lineage: Eukaryota; Viridiplantae; Streptophyta; Magnoliopsida; Fabales; Fabaceae
Source: the annotation of a GenBank genome assembly
AUGACAAUACGCCCAACUUCACGGCGAGUUUUCAACUCGGUUUACCGAUGCAUUUCAUCUUCAUCUCGUUCUUCUUCCACUGACGCUAAACCUCUUCCACUUCCUCCCGUUGUUUCCUCCCGGAGAGUAGUCGUCACCGGUUUAGGUAUGGUGACACCUCUUGGUUGUGGAGUGGAUAAAACAUGGAAGCAAUUGAUUGAUGGAAAAUGUGGGAUUAGGGCAUUGCGUUUGGAGGAUCUCAAGAUGAGUAGUUUUGAUUCCGAAACUCAGUUGACUACAUUUGAUCAACUGACUUCCAAAGUUGCUGCUAUUGUUCCCACUGGAACCAACCCCGGCCAAUUCAAUGACGAAUUUUGGCUUAAUUCUAAGGAACAUCGAUCAAUGACAAGGUUUAUAGCAUAUGCUCUAUGUGCUGCUGAUGAAGCUCUUAGAGAUUCUAAUUGGUUUCCUACUGAGCAGGAACACAAAGAAAGAACGGGGGUGUCUAUUGGUGGGGGAACUGGAAGCGUCGGUGACAUGUUAGACUCUGCACAACUGAUAUGCGAGAAGCGUCUUCGUCGAAUUAGUCCAUUUUUUAUCCCCCGGAUAUUGAUCAACAUGGCAUCAGGUCAUGUCAGCAUGAAAUAUGGGUUCCAGGGGCCAAAUCAUGCUGCAGUCACUGCUUGUGCUACUGGAUCACAUUCUAUUGGUGAUGCCAUGAGAAUGAUUCAAUUUGGGGAUGCAGAUGUUAUGGUGACUGGAGGGACUGAGUCGAGCAUUGAUGCAUUGUCAAUUGCAGGAUUCUGCAGGUCCCGAGCCUUGACUACAAAGUAUAACUCAAUGCCACAAGAAGCAUCACGGCCAUUUGACAGUGGUCGAGACGGGUUUGUGAUAGGAGAAGGUUCUGGAGUCUUGGUCUUGGAGGAACUUGAGCACGCUAAAAACCGAGGAGCCAAAAUCUAUGCAGAGAUUCGUGGCUACGGGAUGUCAGGGGAUGCAUAUCACAUUACUCAACCUCCUAAUGAUGGGAGAGGUGCCAUUCUGGCCAUGACUCGAGCUUUAAGACAGUCAGGUCUUCAUCCUUCUGAUGUAGAUUACAUAAAUGCACAUGCUACAUCUACAAAUUUGGGUGAUGCAAUAGAAGCUAAUGCUAUCAAAACCGUAUUCUCUGACCAUGCUAGCUCUUCUGCUUUAGCCUUCUCCUCCACCAAGGGGGCUAUCGGUCAUCUCCUAGGUGCUGCUGGAGCAGUUGAAGCAAUUUUUUCUGUUUUAGCAAUACGACAUGGAAUCGCUCCAUUAACUCUUAAUUUAACAAAGCCAGAUUCUGUAUUUGGUGAUGGUUUCAUGCCGUUGACUGCUUCAAAGGAGAUGCCUAUUAGAGUAGCUAUGUCAAACUCUUUUGGUUUUGGAGGAACAAAUGCCUCCCUACUUUUUGCCUACUCUGGAUCAGACUUAUAG